Molecule: messenger RNA, 1167 nt
Organism: Miscanthus lutarioriparius
Lineage: Eukaryota; Viridiplantae; Streptophyta; Magnoliopsida; Poales; Poaceae
Source: the annotation of a GenBank genome assembly
AUGCUCCACAAGUUCGCGCUCGCGUUCAAGACCAAGACCAUCGAGUUCUUCGCCGAGGAGGAGGAGGACGAGGACGCCGACCGAUUCGCGCGCUCGCCGGCGCCGGGGGCGGAUGGGGUCCUUGCCGGGCAGCGGGUGGUCGUGCUGAAGGCUGACCCGCUGCUGAACCCUAACCCUAGCGCGGAUGGGGAGGGGAAGGCGGCGUCCGGGCAGGAGGCCGCCGUCGCUGCGGCGCUCGCGACGGCCUCGUCGUUCCAGGCGGCGUACCUGCACCUGCAGGCCGCCCACGCGCCGUUCCUGCCCGAUGCGGCGGUGGCCGCGGACACCGCCGCGGUCUCGCACCUCCGGCGGCUGUCGGAGCUCAAGUGGAUCGCGAGGGGCGGGCCGGCGGACCCGCCCUCGCCGGACGGGGACGGGGAUGGGACGCUCACGGCGCACCUCGAGGCCCAGGUGUGCGAGAACCAGGCGCUGCUGCGGUCCUUCGACGCUGUGGUGAACCGCCUACAGGCGGCCCUCGACGCCAAGGACGCCGCGGCUAUCGCGCUGCGGCUGGACCUCGAGGCGGUCGACGACGGCAACGCGUGGCUCGCGGGCCGCCUCGACCGCGCGCUCGCGCCUCCGCCGGGCGGCGACGCCGUCGGCGCGAUGCUGUCCGCGGGCGUCUUCGACUCUGUCCUCCGCGACGCGCUCCACGUCGCCCACCGAUUUGCCCGCGCGCUUGCCAAGGUCCUCCGGUGCGCUGGGUGGGACCUGGCCGCGGCUGUAGAGGCUGCCUACCCUGGUGUCUCCUACUCCAAGGCCGGCCACUGCCGCUACGCGCUCCUCUCCCACGUCUGCCUCUCCAUGUUUGACGGAUUCGACUCCUACCAAUUCGGCGCCACAGCUGGCACCACAGAGCUCCGUGGUCUGCUCCCUCGUCGCGCCGCCGGCCUGCGGCGGCGGUGGGGAGGAGGUCGCGUGGUGCGAGAUCAGGCGCAAUGCCGGGGACGCGUCGUCCGCCACGAUUCGGAACCUCAGGUGCUCUAUCCCUGCCUGUGCGGAUUGCGUCGAUGCCGUUUUCGUGUUCUUGUGGAUUCUCUGACUCUGGUGCCGUGUCGUGUAAGACUCAGUUGUUUCACUGCGUGUCCUUGCAAGACGAGUGACAAAAUGUCAGAAAAAGGCAACUGA